UGGUGCUACUUAUUUAGCGGCUUACUUCAGCUUUUGCACGACGGUCACACCGCCAGUGGGCGAAAAAAAAAACAUUCGUGAAUUCACCGUCGUCGAACGAACGCUGUAUUUUUUUCCAGUGCAAUAUUCGGUCGAUGUAUAACGAGUGAUUGAAUUAAAGUAGUCCCUUUACAAAAAGUAAAAGUAAAUAAAUAAAAAUAAAGUCAUACAAAACAGUAUAGCGGUAGAGAGAGGGCGAGGGUAAAAAAUUGCUGCUGCUGAGGUGUGUGCAAUUGCCUGUGCGUGUGUGUGUGUUUGUGUGACGUUUACAGCAGCAAAAAGUUCGGUAGUGUCGUCAAAAUUGUCGCGUAAAGUUAAUGCAAACGAUUCUCGAUCGGAUACGAGUUGAUCGCGACAUAUUGAUUUGGUCGGAUGUGGAAAAGUCUAGCUGAUUAAAAACGAAUUGCGGAUAAAAAAACGAUAAACAACGGCAAUUUGUUGCUGCCGCAACAUCAACAACAGCAGCGCAGCAGCGCACUAACACAACCACCACCACCCCCUGUUCCAGCCUAACGGUUCAUUCACAGUGGCCGAAGAAGCAGCAGCAAAGUUUGCGAAACUAGGAGCACCAUGUGGCGGUUUUAGAGAAGCAGCAAAGAACUAUUAACCACGAUUCGGGAUCAGUGUCAGGAGCACUACAGAUUGCAGCAAUCGAAUUCGAGGAAAAGGGUUGUCCAGGGACGCAAGAUAGUGAAAGAGGGGAGUAUAGACUGAGAUCAAAGAUCGGAGAACGUCGUUCUGUGUCAGAAGAUGACCCUGACCACAACGACCACUGCCUCAUCAGCCGAGAGCCAAGCGAAAAUGGACGUGAAGGGCGGCGCACUUCCCGGCGAAGAGAACCUGCCCACCUCCGAGAUGGAUCUGCUGGCCAAGCUGGAGGCGGCCAACAAGCUCAUCGAGAGCGAUGCCAAGUCCCUCAACUCACUGCACUCCACGCACAGUCGCAAGAACUCGGACACGAGUCAGAUCAGCCUCUCAUCGAGUGGAAAUUCGGUGGCCGAAGAGGACAUCUGGACGACGUGGGCCACCAUCCUCAAUGACUGGGAGGGAGCACUGAAACGAAAGAAUCCCUGCGUCAGUGAGCUGGUGCGCCGUGGAAUUCCACACCACUUCCGAGCGAUCGUGUGGCAGCAGCUGAGUGGAGCGUCCGAGGGCGACAAGAAGCAGUAUGCGGAGUACAUCAAGGCGACCAGUGCCUGCGAGAAGGUCAUACGGCGGGACAUUGCCCGCACCUAUCCCGAGGUGGAGUUCUUCAAGGAGAAGGAUGGACCCGGACAGGAGGCCCUGUUCAAUGUGAUCAAAGCGUAUUCCCUGCACGAUCGCGAGGUGGGCUACUGCCAGGGCUCGGGAUUCAUUGUGGGCCUGCUGCUGAUGCAAAUGCCCGAGGAGGAGGCAUUCGCUGUGCUCGUGCAGAUCAUGCAGCAGCAUCGGAUGCGGCACAUGUUCAAGCCCUCCAUGUCGGAGUUGGGCUUGUGCAUGUACCAGCUGGAGAAUCUGGUGCAAGAGCAAAUACCCGACAUGCACAUUCACUUCCAGCAGCAGGGCUUCCAGACGACCAUGUACGCCUCCAGUUGGUUCCUCACGCUAUACACGACCACUCUGAAUGUCAAUCUAAGUUGUCGCAUCAUGGACGUCUUCCUCAGCGAGGGCAUGGAGUUCAUCUUCAAGGUGGCCUUGGCCCUGCUGCUCACCGGCAAGGAAACGUUGCUCUGCCUGGACAUGGAGGCCAUGCUUAAGUUCUUCCAAAAGGAGCUGCCCGGUCGCGUGGAGGCGGAUGUCGAGGGCUUCUUCAGUCUAGCGUACUCCAUAAAGCUGAAUACCAAGCGUAUGAAGAAGAUGGAGAAGGAGUACCAGGACCUCAAGAAGAAGGAGCAGGAGGAGAUGGCCGAGCUGCGGCGACUGAGACGCGAGAACUGCCUGCUGAAGCAGCGCAACGAGCUGCUGGAGGCCGAGAGCGCCGAACUGGCCGAUCGCCUGGUGCGUGGUCAGGUCUCCCGGGCUGAGGAGGAGGAAACUAGCUAUGCCAUUCAGACGGAGCUGAUGCAGCUGCGCCGGUCAUACUUGGAGGUCUCGCAUCAGCUGGAAAACGCCAACGAGGAGGUGCGCGGCCUGAGUCUUCGGCUGCAGGAGAAUAACGUAUCCAUCGACAGCAAUAACUCCCGGCAGUCGUCCAUUGACGAGCUCUGCAUGAAGGAGGAGGCGCUGAAGCAGCGCGACGAGAUGGUCUCCUGUCUGCUGGAGGAACUGGUGAAGGUGCGUCAGGGACUGGCCGAAAGCGAGGAUCAGAUUAGGAACCUCAAGGCCAAGGUGGAGGAGCUGGAGGAGGACAAGAAGACGCUGCGGGAAACGACGCCAGACAAUUCGGUGGCUCAUCUGCAGGAUGAACUGAUUGCUAGUAAACUUCGCGAGGCCGAGGCCUCGCUUUCGCUAAAGGAUCUCAAGCAGAGGGUGCAGGAGCUGAGCAGCCAGUGGCAGCGUCAGUUGGCCGAGAAUCAGCGCAGCGAAAGCGAACGCACCACCAACGCUGUGGACUCGACGCCCAAGAAGCUGCUGACCAACUUCUUUGACAGCUCCAAGAGCAGCGAGCACACGCAGAAGCUCGAGGAGGAGCUGAUGACCACGCGCAUACGCGAGAUGGAGACGCUCACCGAGCUCAAGGAGCUGCGGCUCAAGGUCAUGGAGCUGGAGACGCAGGUCCAGGUGUCCACCAAUCAGCUGAGGCGACAGGACGAGGAGCACAAGAAGCUGAAGGAGGAGCUCGAAAUGGCCGUGACCCGGGAGAAGGACAUGUCCAACAAGGCGCGUGAACAGCAACACAGAUACUCGGAUCUGGAAUCUCGCAUGAAGGAUGAGCUGAUGAAUGUGAAAAUCAAAUUCACCGAGCAAAGCCAAACGGUGGCUGAACUGAAACAGGAAAUUUCCCGACUUGAGACCAAGAACUCGGAAAUGCUCGCCGAGGGCGAACUGCGCGCGAAUCUGGAUGAUUCGGACAAGGUGCGCGACCUGCAGGACAGGCUGGCCGAUAUGAAGGCGGAGCUGACGGCAUUGAAAAGUCGUGGCAAAUUUCCGGGCGCCAAACUGCGCAGCUCCUCGAUCCAAUCGAUCGAAUCGACCGAGAUCGACUUCAAUGAUCUGAAUAUGGUGAGGCGCGGGAGCACGGAGCUCUCCACAUAACCUACAGAUGGAUCAGAUCUAGCAUAUCCUAACCAACCAAUAGCCACAACCAGGAGAAAAGCAGCGAGUGAGAGGGAAGUACAGGAUACACCCAAAUCUAUAUGGGUGGGUAAAAGUUGGAGGCGAUUUAUAUAUACUUAUAUAUAUAUAUAUAUAUACAUAUAUGAGGGGCCUGUGAUCAUGAAACGGAAACGGAAAGGGAAGGAGUAGCAUCGAGUGGAGGGAGAAGUAGAAGGAGGAAGAGGGCAGAAUAGUUGCAAUCCCAUUACAAUAUUAGUUAUGUAUAAUAUUCGUUUAAAUUGUACUACUACUAUUACGAUAUGUGGAUAUUUUAUUACGAUUAUUAUAAUCAAUUUUUUUUUUGCAAUAAUUUUAUUACUGUUAUGUUUUGCAAUCGAAACACACUCAUAUUUAUUUAUUUUAAAUCCUAAUUGAAACGAUAUUGUGAGAGUAUUUUACACCCCUGUACAUUAAUCAAUACGGCAACUAAUCCGAUUCGAUGCGAUGGAUUGGAGUUAGGAGAUUGGCAUUUUGAUAUCCCCUAGAUGUAUGGCACAUAUGCAAUGCAAUGAAUUUUAUGUAAACCCCCUGAGGAAAAAACAAAACCAUUUCCCAACCCACGCAUCCUGUGAACCACUUUUAAUGUAAGUUUUAAGCGAAUCCAAUUGUUCUUGGCUACAAACAAAACAAAAAAAAAAAACGAUUUUAAUCAACACCCACACCUGUUUAAAGUGUGCGGAAUAUG
Molecule: messenger RNA, 3958 nt
Organism: Drosophila simulans
Lineage: Eukaryota; Metazoa; Arthropoda; Insecta; Diptera; Drosophilidae
Gene: Evi5
Product: ecotropic viral integration site 5 ortholog
Exons: 9
Coding region: 790-3213 (807 amino acids)
Source: RefSeq, a predicted model, not a curated record